UUUGCGAAUGCUCGUUGCGGUCGCUGCGACUGGCAAAAAGCGUGAAAAGCGUGAAAAGUGUGAAAAGUGUGAAAAGCGUGAAAAGUGUGAAAAGCGUGAAAAGCGUGAAAAGCGUGCAAAGCGUGUGUAUGGGUGUGUGUGCGCAGGACAACUGCCAGCAAUCGAGCUACCCUAUGUGAUACCCUAGAAUCCAACCAAAAGCAAGCGUGCUGAAGGAAUAUGCACAAGGCUGACAAACAAGCAAAAGCAGAGCAGGCGCAGACAGGCAAGAGUAAAGCGAAAGCGAAAGCAAACCUGGAAGAGGCAGGAGCAGCAGCAGCAGCAGCAGCAGCAGCUGAUGCAGGGCAGCAGCUGAUACAGGAGCAGGACCAGACUCAGGAGCUAGAAUCACCAAAGGCCAAGGCACGUUCACGUUUCUCCGCCGCCUUUCGCAGCCUCAAGACCAAGAAGCAGGAGAAGGAGCAGCCGAAGCCCAGCAGCGCUGAGCAGCUAACGGCCAUAAGCAGCGGCGAGGGCGAGGACCUGACCAGCCUGGGCGAGCUUAGUCUGGACAGCGAACUGAAAGCCAGCCAGAAGAAGAAGAGUCUAACGCGGCGCCUGCUGCUGGGCAGCCUGAAGCCCAAGACGAAGGAGCGACCGCACAGCCUGGCGACGAGCGAUGAGCUAAGCCUGAAGAGCAGCAGCAGCAGCAGGGAAAGAGCAUUGGGAACGGGACUGGGAUCGAGCAAUACAUUAAAGAUAACCAUAAGUGGCAAGAAAGUUGAGACGGUGGAAGGCAAAGCCAAAGGCAAAGGCAAAGGCAAAAGCGAAACGGAUUACCUGACACCGAUACCGAUACCGAUACCGACACCGACGGCAAUAGAAGAAGCAACAGCCGCAACGGCCGCAACGGCAAAGCCAACAACAGCGACGACAAAAGAGACAACUAAGCUAAUUGUGGCCAAGGUGGUGCCCAAAGAGCAGCCCAAGCAGAAGAAACAAACGAAGCAGCAGCUGAGAGCAACGCCUCAGACUGAGGAGAAAAUCGUUAUCACAGAGAGCAGACGAGAUACGCCGCCGCGCGAACGAGCACCGGCAAAGCCGAGUCGUGCGUCGAGCCAUCAGUCAGCGAACAGCGCUGGUGACCAGCACAAGUCCAGCGGUGCUAGCAAAGCCCUAAGCCUGCCCAGCCGUGAGAAGCGUGCAUUGAUGCAACAGCAGCCGCAGCAGCAGCAGCAGCAACGUGGACAUCGUUUGAAUAAAGGCAGCAAUACGGCAGCUCUGGAGAAACAGGCGCUAGUGACGCCGCCCAGCUCGGAGUUACAGCCAGCGCCGGCUCCCGCCAGUUCUAAGCUCGAAUUGAGGCCACCUUCGCCACCCACCUCGUCCACCCUGGUCCUGGUCAGCCUGGCGGAGUCGUCGGACGCCGUUUCAUUAGCGGAAUCGGCACAGGCAUCAGUCGCGCCUGUCGUGCGCUUCGCCGUUGGCAGCGCUGUACGCGGCCCAGACGCCUAUGAGGCAGCUCUAGCCGCCGCAGCCAAUCAGCAGCCCAGCUCCAGCGAGGAGCCCAGCGACUCCAGCCUCAGACGCUUGAGCUUCAAGCAGCAAUUGGCACUGUCCGACCACGACAGCAUCGAAGGCAGGCGAGAGACUGUGCGCUAUCAGUCCGUGGCCAGCGAAUACGGCGAGGAGGAUCAGGAUACGGGUGACGAGCAGGAGGAGGACGACAAGCUGCAGCUGGACAAAGACUCCAAGCUCAUGCCGGCCUUUGGCAAUUUGACUAUGGACCAGGAAAUGGAACCGACCAUAAUGUCGCCCAGCGGCGAGAAACGCGAACAUCUCUACAAGAUCCUGGUGAUCGGGGAGCUGGGCACGGGCAAAACCUCGUUCAUCAAGCGCUAUGUGCAUCAGUUCUUCAGCCAAAACUAUCGAGCGACAAUCGGCGUGGAUUUUGCUUUGAAGGUGCUGCACUGGGAUGCCAACACGAUAGUGCGCCUGCAGCUCUGGGAUAUCGCCGGACAGGAGCGAUUUGGCAAUAUGACGCGGGUCUACUAUAAGGAAGCGGUGGGCGCUUUCAUUGUCUUCGAUGUGACGCGCAGUGGAACCUUCGACUGCGUCAGCAAGUGGAAAGAGGAUCUCGACUCGAAGGUCCAACUACCCGACGGCAGUCCCAUACCCUGCAUAUUGCUUGCCAACAAGUGCGAUCAGGAGAAGCAGGGCAUUGUGACGCAGCCGGAGCGCAUGGAUGAGUAUGUGAGGGAAAAUGGUUUCGCUGGCUGGUUUGAGACCUCGGCCAAGGAGAACAUCAACAUCGACGAAGCCGCACGUGCCUUGGUGAACAAAAUACUCAUCAAUGACAAACUGAUAACUGCCGAUGCGAAUGAUGCGGAUAAAUUCAAUUUGAGUGCAGCCGAUGCGAGCGCAGAGACCAAGAACAGAUGCUCCUGCUGACCAGUUGCUGCGUUCACACAGAUGCAUUCCAACAAUCAAAUUGGGCUUUAAACAUACACACACACCCACACACACAUCUAUAGCAACAUGAUAAAAAUAACUAUGUUUAGGUUCUUUUGUAAAGUGUGUCUAAGACUUAGCUUCGUAUCAUGUUCAUCCAUCAACUGGUUAUAAAAUCUAAGCUGAAGCAGUGCGUGUCCAUAAAAUUAUUUACAUGACUAAACACACACACCCAGAUACACAUAUAUAUAUAUAUAAACUAGAGCUCAGUUAUGAGAUAAUGCAGCAUCAUUUCUACAUCUGUGUAAAAUACGAAUCGUCGUCCAACUGUUUUUUAUUUUUGUUUGUUUUUUGCUUUUGUUUUGUUAAUGUGAGAGUUUUUAUCUUGAAUUUAUAUAGUAAAUAGGUACACACAGACACACACACACACACACACACAUACAUAAAC
Molecule: messenger RNA, 2878 nt
Organism: Drosophila hydei
Lineage: Eukaryota; Metazoa; Arthropoda; Insecta; Diptera; Drosophilidae
Gene: Rab32
Product: ras-related protein Rab-32
Exons: 4
Coding region: 220-2430 (736 amino acids)
Biological process (GO): vesicle-mediated transport
Cellular component (GO): Golgi apparatus; vesicle; trans-Golgi network
Molecular function (GO): GTP binding; GTPase activity
Source: RefSeq, a predicted model, not a curated record